Xyrauchen texanus (razorback sucker) is the source of this 5487-nucleotide messenger RNA. Its product is annotated as mitotic deacetylase-associated SANT domain protein-like. NCBI's taxonomy places the organism in Eukaryota, Metazoa, Chordata, Actinopteri, Cypriniformes, Catostomidae. Gene Ontology annotation, cellular component: transcription regulator complex; histone deacetylase complex. Gene Ontology annotation, biological process: negative regulation of DNA-templated transcription; regulation of transcription by RNA polymerase II. Gene Ontology annotation, molecular function: transcription corepressor activity. The record is from RefSeq and is a predicted model, not a curated record.
UUCAGCUGAAAGAUUAUGUUGUUCCAUACUCACUGUAUGAGAAAACUAGACUGUGUUUUGGGCGUUUUGAUACGCGUGCGUGUGCAAUAAUAACGAAGUCGCAUGUCAUAUUUGGAAGCAACUGCCUCGCCAUUUUCUCAAAGAAGCCCUCCAUUUCUAUUUCUCUGUGGUUUCGUUUGUGAGGCUCUACCUCUUGACUUGAAUAUUACUCGAGUGAGGUCAGCAUUGCAUGACUCAAUCGUGGAUAAUCAUGCAGUCAUUUCUGUACUAUUGCUUUGGACCUUGCAGUUGUUCUUAGUGUCACAUUAAAACAACGCACACGGUGUUCUCUGAUGAAUAAGCAACAAGCAAACCUAAAAGACUGCUCAACCCGACUUGAUAUCCCAGGAUCUGUGGAAUUAGCAGAGAAGAAAAAAGAAAAUCAACAUGUUUGACAGACAAUGUAGCGAAACUGUUAUUUUUGCUCAAGAGAUGGUGCAGUUUUGUGUUUUAAAGCUGACCUGUAUUCCUACCACGUUGAGUAGAUUUGGAUGACCAUUAACUUGCAUAAAACUUGUCAAGGGUCAGAGUGAGACUCCAAUACAUUUCAUUAUACCAUAGGGAACUUUGUGUGGUUUAGGGGUUUGAACUCUUGUUUAUUUAUCUUUGUUCAUGAAAAUCAUGAGUUUGCAACCUCAACAGAAACCGAACGCAAAGAGGACCGGAAAACGUAUCACUUUCUUUAACGAUCAAGGUGUGGCGAUGAAAGAGGCCUCUCAGCAUUCAGAGUCCUCAGCAUAUUGUGGCAUUGGGGUCACUCCCUCGGGGCCAGGCCAUAAUGACGCUGGGGUUUUGGAAAGCUCUAAUGCAGAAGCACCACAUAUGUACCUCAAUUCUGUCAUUUUUAGCCCAGAGAAGGGUGAUCAAAGCCGUGGGCACUACCAACAGACAAUGCCCAUGAAGUGGGCACACCAAGACCCAUCUUUGCAGCCUCAACAGAGAGCAAACAAUUGGUCACAAGGUGUGACAGCUUGGCCCCAGAACUUUACCCCUUACUUUGGGGCGCAGACUGUUUUUGCAAAGCAGAUGCAUGAGAGCAUGUCAAUACAACAACAGCAGCAGCAGCAACCUGAGCCAUCUACCAUUAGGGCAACAGAAAAACAAGGCGCUGACAUAAGCAAAGACAGCUUCAAGGAUGCCACCAAAACCAGCCAGUGCAUGGAGUGGGAGCAGCAGCAAAACUUUCAGCAGACGCAAAAGCCUGGUAUGUUGAAUCCACAGCAGCAAGGACAGUCUACUACUGGGAAUUCUGUGCUUCAACCCUUUCAGUUAGCCUUUGGACAGCCAAAGCAGAACUUGGUAGCAGGUUACUAUAAGGUUGUUCAGAGCAAUCGGACCUUGCCAAAUUUAAAUUACAGUACACAGACGAAUUCCCAACAUCACCUUCAACAACUUCAGCAACAGGAGCAACAGCAAAAAAUUCAGCAGAUGCGGCGACAGAUAAUGCUUCAGCAGCAGCAAGAACAGCUAGAACGCCAGAUACAGCAACAGGAGCUUCAACAUCAAAAACAGUCACGACAAGUACCACCAUCACAACCAGCACAUCAACAGAAAAUACAGCCUCCACAACAGCAAGUACAACAACAGCAUUUGCAACAAAUUCAACUGGACUUUGUGAAACAGCAACAAAAAUUUGAACAGCCUCAUCAGAACCAACAUGUAGUGGACAAUUACCCUGAUGGUCAGAAGCCACAUGCACCCUCUUUUGAUCGGCAUCAUCCUCCGUUAAAAGGACAGUGCCAGGAGACAACCGAUCCUCCGUCAACACUGUCUCAGGAUUCUGUUUCCCCUACGGUUUCUCAUCAAUCCAUUGGGACUCAACAACCUGGGCCCAGGAGAUCACGUCGGCUUUCUAAAGAGGGUGGAGGUCCUGCCUCUGAUAACCCGUUUAUCAUGCCAACUGAUCAUCAUACUCAAGGCUCUCAGAAUGGGGCUUCUGAUACCAAUAUGGCGCAAGACAUCAGGGCCGCUCCAACUGGUGUAAUCCAGAGCACGCGGCGUAAGAGAAGGGUAUCGCAAGAGGUCAACCUGGAAACCUUGGCUCAGAAGGCUUCGGAAAGGGAAUCUCUUCCUUCACAUAGUAUUAAGCAAGAGCCACACAGGCCCUGGAGUCCGCCUGUGGCCCCAUCAGGUCCAGGUCGAGGGGCAGAUGAGGUGGAUCUGGUGAGUGCCAAGCGGCAAGAUGAGAGCCUCAUGCCACUGGUCAUCCCAGUUUCUGUACCAGUGAGGCAGACUGAUUCCUCAUCCCCAGAUCACGAGCAGGCUUCUCUCUCAGCCAGUUGGCCAUCACGGCCUUUGUGGUCUUACGACAUGAGCUGCUCUGAGUACAAGACCUCUGUGAUUGUUACCCGGCGGCGCUCUCUACGGAACUCUCUGUCUGAGAGCUCAGGGCAGAAUGGUGGAACAGAGAGUGGAAGUGACGCAGAUGGCAAAUUCAAAGCCAAACGACGGCCUCGUCCAGAACCACUCUUUAUUCCUCCACCUAAACUUGGCACUUUCAUCGCCCCACCAGUGUACUCCAGCAUCACGCCGUACCAGAGCCACCUACGAUCACCUGUCCGCUUGAUCGACAACCCCCUCAACAUGCCACCCUACACUCCCCCGCCCAUCCUCAGUCCUGUUCGAGAGGGCUCAGGUCUUUACUUUUCCACCUUCCUUUCGGCUGCUGCUGCCGCAUCGGCAAAUAAUCAGGGGCUGCCCCCACCUGCAACGCCAAAGUCAGCCACCCGCAGCCUCCUGCGCUCCAACAGCAGUGAUAUAACACCUCCAGUGCUCUCUGCUAUGAGUGAGGCUACACCUGUCAGCAUUGAGCCUCGGAUAAACAUUGGAUUGCGGUACCAGGCGGAGGUUCCAGAGCUCAGAGAGCGUUCGAUUGCUCAGCACGACCUACACAAGGCUGAACUGGUGUGGGCGCCACUGCGUGACCUGGAGGCCAAUCCUGAACUACUUCAGAGAGUGGAUUACCUCAUGCACCUGGCUUGCUCUAGUGCAUUGAGCGGAGGAGGGACCAAUCAGGAGCUGGCCAUGCACUGUCUGUAUGAAUGCAAGGGUGACAUCAUGGGUGCCCUCAGCUGUCUGUUGUCAAAAAAAACCAUCUUUCCCAAAACGCACCCCCUGUCCAACUACCACUACUCGGGCUCUGACAGCUGGACGGCAGAUGAAAGGCGUUGCUUCAAUAAAGGCAUUGCUGCCUACAAGAAGGAUUUCUUCAUGGUGCAGAAACUGGUGAGCUCCAAAACAGUGGCUCAGUGUGUGGAGUUUUACUACACGUAUAAGAAGCAAGUGAAGAUCGGCAGGAACGGAACGCUCACAUAUGGAGAAGCAGAACCGCUAGAUACAAAACCCACAACAGAGGAGGAAGUGGACAAUAAAAGUUCACAGAAAUUUGAAUCACGGAAAGAAGAGGAGGAAAGCAGGAAGUGGGAAGGGUCAUGUGACAGAAAGCAAGAAAACAGCCCAGGCAGGGUGACACAAUCUCUACAGUCCACUGAACAUGCUGCUGCCGUUCUGGUUUUAAGAAGUCAGGAGGACAGCGCGAGAGUUCCGUCAAUGUUGGCAGUCAGUCAUGUGCCGACACCACCAUCUAAACCUCGCUCUGACACCACAGGCCGAAAGAGUGGGGCUGGCAGUACGGGAAAGGGACAGACUAACCAGGAGGGUGAAUUCCCCUGCAAGAAGUGUGGCAGGAUCUUCUUUAAGGUAAAAAGUCGCAGUGCCCACAUGAAAAGUCACGCUGAGGCGGAGAAGAAAGCGGCAGCACUCAGACAGAGAGAGGAAGAGCAGCGCGUGGCGGCAGCCGCAGCAGCAGCAAUGUUAGCCGCCCAGCAGAAUGGAGCGAUGGGGGCUGGAACACGGAGAGCUAGCAGUGAUGACUCCUCAGAGGAAGAGGAGGAUGCAGAUGAUGAAGACUGGCGCUAGCUAAAACUCUCCCUCAUAUGACUGAGAAAAAAAAAAAUAUUGUAUUUAUUUUUAAUUUACAAGCCAACAAGACGCAUCCCAAAAGAACAGCUUCAGGGACUGGCACUCAGAGAGAGAGAGAGAGAGAGAGAGAGAGAGAGAGAGAGAGUGAGUGAGUGAGUGAGUGAGUGAGUGAGUGAGUGAGUGAGUGAGUGAGUGUAUGUAUGUGAGUGUGUGAGAGAGAGAGAUAAAGUGAGUAGAUGCUGUAGAAGCAUUCAGGGGCUUAACGUUCAGAUAUAGGGCUAUCGGGACUGUAAGCCAUGCCAUCUCCGUGUGUGUCUAUAAAAUUCACUUUUCAGAAUCAUCCAACACACUGAUCUGGCCACAGCACAUCUAUUCAGCGUCUGAGCACAGAACUCACUUAUUGUUCUACUUUAAAACCUACCAUUAUGGAUUCAAUGACACAAAACAACAGUGUGUGUGUGGACUUUUACUUUUGGGGCAAGUUUAGUACCUGUUUCUAAAUGAAAAUGACCAUUUCUCUUCCAUGUGUCUGCCAAAAUGCUUGCACAGCUGUGCUUGUACGACUGGUCUUUUGAAUCUCCAGUGCUGUAAUAUUUAGGCUUUGUGUCUGGAGUAUCUCGCUGAUGCCUUUUGAUAUUUUUGACACUUUCUAUCGUUACGACAAUCACUUUUACAAAGGUCCCUUUUUUUAUACUCCACAGAUUAUAAUGGUUGUCCUUAAUAUAAUCAUUUUUUGUCGUUCAUUAUUAUUAUUAUUAUUAUUAUUAUUAUUAUUAUUGUUGUUGUUUUACUAUUGAAUUUGUACUAUUUUAUCAUAAUUUUUGAAGGGGGUGGAUUUCUUUUUCUCAUCUGACUUUUAGUUUUAGACAUUUGCUACCUGUGUUUAAGUGAGAAUUGCAUAUGUUUGUUGAGGGCAUGAUUAUAAAAAAAGACAUUUUAAGUGCAAUAGCAAUAGUGGGUCUUUUGAGUUGUGCUUAAAAUGGUUUUAUUUGAUUCUUGGCAUCUUUGAACAAAGUUCUGCUUAAAAUGGUUUUAUUUGAUUCUUGGCAUCUUUGAACAAAGGUAUUAUAAGUUAAUCAUCUUAUAUUUUGGUGUAAGAACAAAUGUUUCCUUAUCUGUUGAGUGGAAGUGGGAUCUGUUGGCUUGUGAGUUUAAGGGCAGUUGCGAGCAGCUCGUAUUUCUGUCUCUGCCAGCCAAACACUUAAGCACUUGGCUUUGUCUCCAUGGCAACAAAGAGUCUUCUUUAAAGGAUGGAGACACAGGGGAGUUCACAGGCAACAGUAACAACUCCAAUUUUUGCUAAUCACAGUCAAGUCUUCUAUGCAGUGUGUGUAUGAAUGUGUGUUUGUUUGUUUAUUUGCAUGGGUGUGCAUGCGUGGUUGUGUGUAGGUGAUGCACCAAUAUUCAAAACGGUUUCAAACUCAAAGCCAAGUGAGAAAAAGAAGCUUCCUGGACUAUUUAAUGUCUUUUUGUUUGAUAUAUAUAUAUAUAUAUAUAUAUAUAUAUAUAUAUAUAUAUAUAUAUAUA